Molecule: messenger RNA, 1353 nt
Organism: Haliotis rubra (blacklip abalone)
Lineage: Eukaryota; Metazoa; Mollusca; Gastropoda; Lepetellida; Haliotidae
Product: multimerin-2-like
Exons: 3
Coding region: 1-1353 (450 amino acids)
Molecular function (GO): protein binding
Source: RefSeq, a predicted model, not a curated record
AUGGAGGACAAUUGGGACAAGGCAACGUCGGUGCAGAGACGCCUCGCCCGUACCGUGGUCAAACCUUAUUGCAUCGCCACAGACUUGCCAGACAGCAAUGGGGAGCUAAUGGGGCCAAUCUUGGCAACAGGCCAUGAUGGCACUGCUGAUCUCUCCAGUGUAUUGAGUCAUGUAGUCCUGCUUGAACAGUCAAUGACAAACCUUCAGACGACCACAAGUCAACUGAAAACAGAUCUACAGGUAACAAAACAGGAUCUGGAAAGUACCAAAACAGAGCUACAAUCCGCAAAGACGGACCUACGGAACACCCAAACAGACUUACAAACAAGCAAAUCACUGCGACAACUGGCAAGUGCUGAAAUGUCCUCUCUGAAGGAUGAAGUGGCAUCACUGAAGGCUGAACUGAAGCUGUCAGCGAAUGAAUUGAACCAAGUGAAGUCUGAACUGAGAGACAUGAAACAGGAUAAACUUAAUGCUAACUUUCUGUUGAACCUAACGAUGGAUGCAAUGGGUCACAAUAUCAAGCUGAACACUGUACAGGUUAAUACACUGCAGUCAAGUGUUUCGGCUUUAGAUAACCAUCUGCACCGAGUAAAUACUACCCUGUAUGAUGUCAAGACUGAAGAAGAGGCGUUCAUCCUGAAUACCUCAUCGUCUCUCAAAGUGAUUACAGACCAGUUGUUGUUUGGGGUCCGGGAAAUGGUGUCCACAAAGGAAGUGCAACAAAAUGCGUCGAAACAGCUGGAAAGACUUCAGAAUGAAAUGAACCAAACUUCUGUUGAUGUGCGCAAUGUUCAACAGGCUCUUCACAUGGUCACGGAUAAUCUACACACAGCGCAAAGUAACAUCACGUCCACGAUCGCUGAUGUUGCUGAUUUGCAGCGUAGCAUGUCACGUGUGCAGUCACAGUCACAAGGCAACACCAAGUCGCUAUCACAAGUCAUACAGGACGUUGCGUCAAAGACAAGAACCGUUGCCUUCCGUACAGAAAGCCCACCCGAUACAGCCAUCGGAACUCCGCUUGUCUUUGACUUCACCAUCUACAACGUCAACUCUUGCUACGACGACAACACAGGAAAGUUCACCGCACCAGUUUCUGGAACCUAUAUGUUCUACACCAAUCUAUCCCUGAAGGUAUCCAACACGUUCGGUACUUACAUCCAUAUUAUGAAGACGGGAUCAAAUAUUAUCGGGUUUGGGACGGCGAAGACGGGCAGCGACCAUACUGCUGCAUUUUCUGUCGCUCCACUCCGCAAGGGAGAACAGGUGUGGGUCGAAACAACCCAAUCAAUGAAAGUGGAAAAGAGUUCUUCAGCAUCAUCAUUUGGUGGGUUCUUGGUGUCCGUGGAUUAA